AUACCUUCAAUCGGUGCUGCCUGCUACACGAUCGAUCGGUGCUGCCUGCUACACGAUCGAUCGAUGCUGCUCUCCCCUGCUUCAAUCGGUGCUGCCUGCUACACGAUCGAUCGGUGCUGCCUGCUACACGAUCGAUCGGUGCUGCUCUCCCCUGCUUCAAUCGGUGUUGUCUGCUACACGAUCGAUCGGUGCUGCUCUCCCCUGCUUCAAUCGCUGCUGCUUCGAUCAGUGCUGCUCUCCACUGCUACACGAUCGAUCGGUGCUCCUCUCCACUGCUACACGACGGAUUUGGUGCUGCUCUCCACUGCUGCUCUCCACUGCUACACGAUCGGUACUGUUCUCCAGUGCUACACUCCAAGGCUUCGAGUUUUCGCUACUUGUACACCAUUGUUGUUGCUGGACUGA
Molecule: messenger RNA, 405 nt
Organism: Ilex paraguariensis (yerba mate)
Lineage: Eukaryota; Viridiplantae; Streptophyta; Magnoliopsida; Aquifoliales; Aquifoliaceae
Source: the annotation of a GenBank genome assembly